UUGCAGAGAUGUGUACUGUUUACUUCCUGUGUGUGAGUCUACUUGUUCCUGUAAGGCUUCUGCAGCCAGAGGAGCUCGUCUCUCAGAAAGUUAGUGACAGCACUUAAAUCCUGUUUUAAAUGUUGAUUAACUGUUGAAAGACGCGGUUGUUGUGAGAGAGUGAGUUAGAUGAGUCUGCUCGCAGCUCUGUCGUUAACGUUAAAGUGUCGUUGGGCAGCAGCCUAGGCUAACGAUAGCAUAACUGCAAAAAGGGGGAAUUAUUAACAGGAUUUCUCAUUUUUUUUAUAUAUAUCUUCACAUUCAGUUUCUUCCUCUUAAUGCAAACGCUCUUAUUUCAUGUAUGAAUUGAGUUUUUCGCCGCGUCUGUUCGCACUUUAGUCGACGCUAGCCUGUCCAGCUACCGUUAGCUACGUCGCUAACUGACCGCUAACGGACGGUAGCAACAGUCGCCAGGGGCAACAAUGAACAUCCUUCCAAAGAAGAGCUGGCACGUGCGCAACAAGGACAACGUCGCGCGCGUGAGGAGAGACGAGGCCCAGGCAGCAGAGGAGGAGCGCGAGGCUAAACGUCGCGUGGAGCGUGCUGAGCAAGAGGCACGCACUGAGUAUCUGAGGAGGAAAUCCCGAGCUGCUCUCCAGACAGAAGGAGGAAAGAGGGAUGACGAUGAUGAAGAUGAUAAUCGGACGGGAGGAAGUGGAGUCCUGGAACAUCUCAAUCUUUUUCCCUUGGAGGAGUCCUCAGAGAAGAAGGGGAAUGAGGAGUAUCUCAAAGAAAAGAAAGAUGAAAAGGAGAAGCAGGAACGAGCCAUCGGCUUGCUGGUGUCUCUAGGACCUCAACCAGGGACCGAGGUCACUCCGUGGUACAUGAAAACCGGCAAAGAAAAAGAAGAGAAGAAAGAGAAAGAAGAGAGGAGAGACAAAGAAAAGAGGAAGGGCAUAAGUGAGGAGGAGAGAGAGAAGAAAGAUCGCAGAUUGAAAGAUAGUUUAGAUCCACUGAAAGAUAUGAAGAAAGCACUGGCUGUAAAGGAGAGAAAAGACCACAAGAGCAAGAAAUCAGAGAAAAGAGACAGAGGGAUGAAGAGGAGCAGUGGAGAGAGCUCUAUAGAACAGUUACGCGCUGAGCGUUUGCAGAGGGAGGCUGAAGAAAGGAGGAGAGCCAAGGCCCUACUCGACCAGAGGAACGGCAAAGGGAAGGAGAAGGAGGUAACCGAGAGAGAGAGGCCAUACAACAGUGCAUACUUCCCUGAGCUUGCCCGAAAGCGUCAAAGGCGGGAUCGAGACAGCUGGAGAGACGAAAUAUUGAAAUCAUGAACUUUACUGGUCGUGUGAAGAGUUUGAAACGUGAUUCUGAUGGACAGAUACUGUGACCGGUGUGUUUCCAAAUGAAGCAAAUGUAAAAAGGACAAGAGGAAUGAAGGUAGUAUGAAAGUAGGUAUGGAAAUGUGAAAGAACUUGUACCCUGGUCAUAUCAUUGUCAUUAAGUUAACAAAGGGGCAGCUUGUAUGCCACUUUUUUAUUUAUUUUCUCACCCAAAAAAGUAAAUUCUUGCAUGUGGUUCAGAGGUCAGGUUCAGCUGCAGUUACUUCUGCCCCUGCAGAGUUUCUCUCAUGAUCACGUCAGCAGGGCAGAUGGUUGCCUCACAGGGGGCCUGAAGCCCAGGCUCGGAGCAAAGAAAACACUCAACAACAACAACUGUACAACCGUUUGAAUCGUUUAUAUUAUCGCAAAAAUUCAAACAGGUUGUAACAGCUGAUAGAAAACCAGUACACAAUAAAUGAACAACAGUCUGCCAGUGAAGAAAUUGAUUGAACAGAAAAUGAAAAUUUGACACAUUUUAAAGCAAAAUUGUGAAUUUAUGUUUGUUUUAUUCUAAGUUGAAUUUCUUUGGGUUUUGGACUGUUUGAAUAUUGAGGAAAUUAUAAUAAGUUUUUUUCUUACAGUUUUCUGAUGGUGAUUUAUCUGCUGUUUCUUAAAGGAGCAGCAAAUUCAUCAGUGAUUAAAGUAUGUGCAGCCUUGGUGAGAUCAUAUAGUCGUACAUAAGGAUAAACAUGAUUGUUUGAGGUUCAUUUUUAUUAUUUCUGAAUGUAAAACAAGUCCUUACAUUUAUCACACACUCUUGUCUGGUUUAUGACAAUGAACAUUUCUACAUUUCCUUUUUUCAAACACCACAGAAGACGUUUUAACACGUCACAGUAGGACAACCUCAGCUCAAUAAAAUUAAUGAUGGCUGAAUUCCAUUUAGCUGCUGAGUCCUGGUGCUGUUCAUGCUGGUUCACGGUCACACUGCCAUGACUCACUGAGACGCUUGAAAAGAGAGGAGUCAUUGUUAAUGUUAUUAGUAACACCUGUGAAAUGUUUCUAAAAUGUCUGCAUCAUCAGUUAGUAACAAAACAUUUGACAUCAAGUUGCUCAUUGUCAUUGCUGUAAAUUGUUUUACAAAUAUACAGUGCUAAAAUACACCCAGCCUGAAUUAAAAUCAACAAGUGAUAUCAUC
This is a messenger RNA of Larimichthys crocea (large yellow croaker), 2493 nucleotides long. RefSeq names its product leukocyte receptor cluster (LRC) member 1 (gene leng1). NCBI's taxonomy places the organism in Eukaryota, Metazoa, Chordata, Actinopteri, Sciaenidae. The record is from RefSeq and is a predicted model, not a curated record. The transcript is spliced from 4 exons. Bases 462 to 1310 code for a protein of 282 amino acids.